This is a messenger RNA of Arachis stenosperma, 1950 nucleotides long. RefSeq names its product cytochrome P450 86A1-like. Bases 62 to 1645 code for a protein of 527 amino acids. The transcript has 2 exons. Lineage: Eukaryota; Viridiplantae; Streptophyta; Magnoliopsida; Fabales; Fabaceae. The record is from RefSeq and is a predicted model, not a curated record. Gene Ontology annotation, molecular function: oxidoreductase activity, acting on paired donors, with incorporation or reduction of molecular oxygen; iron ion binding; monooxygenase activity.
CAUAAUCUUUAUAUAUCAUCAACAAUAUUACUUAAGGAAAGGUGUAUUAGCUACCAUCACCAUGAUUGAAAUUGAGACACUUCCUCUACUCUAUACUCUUAUUGCUUUGUUAUUCGCAUAUUUACUUUGGUUCCACCUUUUCUCUCGAACCCUAACCGGUCCGAGAGUGUAUCCUUUCCUUGGAAGCCUUCCAAUCCUUUUCAUGAAUCGAAACCGGGUUCAUGAUUGGAUUACCCUAAAUUUAAUAGGCCGAAUCAAAGUUUCUGGUUCGGCCACAUACCAGACUUGUAUCCUCCCUUUUCCUUUCUUGGCACGCAAGCAAGGGUUUUACACAGUCACGUCCAAUCCCAAGAACAUCGAGCACGUGCUCAAAGUCCGAUUUGAUAAUUACCCGAAAGGGCCCAAUUGGCAAACAGCAUUCCAUGAUCUCUUGGGCCAAGGGAUCUUCAACAGCGACGGUGCCACGUGGCUGAUUCAGCGCAAGACGGCGGCUUUGGAGUUCACGACGCGAACCCUAAAGCAUGCCAUGAGCCGAUGGGUGAACCGUACAAUCAAGGACCGGUUGUGGUGCAUCUUGGAUAAAGCAGCAAAGGAGGGUGUAGCGGUGGACCUUCAGGACCUUCUUCUCAGGUUGACUUUUGAUAACAUUUGUGGACUCACGUUUGGGAAGGACCCAGAAACUUUGUCACCGGAUUUGCCUGAAAACCCUUUCUGCAAUGCCUUUGAUUCUGCAACUGAAGCUACGUUGCAUAGGCUUUUGUAUUACCCUGGGAUCUUGUGGAGGUUCAAGAAGCUUCUAUGCAUUGGUUCCGAAAAGAGGCUCAUGGACAGUUUGAAGGUGGUUGACGAUUACAUGAACGUCGUCGUCUCCAAUCGUGACAAGUCAUCCUCCGACGACCUAAUCUCCCGCUUCACCAACAAGCGUGACGGCGAUGGCAACCCCUUCUCCGCCGCCGCACUCCAACGCAUCGCCCUCAACUUCGUCCUCGCCGGCAGGGACACCUCCUCCGUCGCCCUCUCCUGGUUCUUCCACCUCGUCUCCUCCCACCCCGCCGUCGAGGAUCGCAUCCUCCGCGAGCUCACGGCGGUCCUCUCCGCCUCCCGCGGCUCGGAUCGCUGUCGCUGGACGGAGAAUGCUAUCGGCUUCGAGGAGGCGGAGAAGCUCGUUUACCUCAAAGCCGCACUCUCCGAAACGCUGCGUUUGUACCCUUCAGUUCCCGAGGAUUUUAAGUACGCAUUAAACGACGACGUUUUGCCAGAUGGCACCUUCGUUCCGAAGGGUUCGACGGUUACUUAUUCGAUUUACUCUGUUGGGAGAAUGAAGAGUGUUUGGGGUGAGGAUUGCAUGGAAUUUAAACCGGAGCGUUGGAUUUCGGUUCAGGAGAACCGGGUUCGAUUCGAACAGCCAAAAGAUGGGUUUAAGUUCGUUGCUUUUAAUGCUGGACCGAGAACCUGCUUGGGCAAGGACUUGGCUUACCUUCAGAUGAAGUCUGUGGCAGCGGCUGUGCUUUUGAGGUACCGGAUAUUGCCGGUUCCCGGUCACAAGGUGGAGCAGAAGAUGUCGCUUACGCUGUUCAUGAAGAAUGGGCUCCGUGUUUACUUACAGCCACGUCAGCUUCUACCAGAGAAUGCCACGUAUGCAUAGAGGAAGGGUGUUUUGAUCAUUGCAUAUACAAUGGGAGUAUACAGAACAAAGGGUAAUGUUGUCAUUUAAUGAUACUUGUAAGGGUGUAUAUGUCAAUUUAAUCUUGUAAUUUGAUGUAUUAUUUAUUGCUUUUGUUCGGUCAUUAACAUAUGGAUGGCGGGUGGGUCAACUAAGUAUCAUUUUGUGAUGUUUAUGCUUUAUUUGGUUUUCCAUAUCAGAAGAUAUGGCUUCUCUUCAUAUUCAUAUUGUUCAUCAAUAAAUACAAAUUAUACAAUGUAAAGAUGUUACUUGUUUAAUUAUUGAAA